Messenger RNA from Seminavis robusta, 411 nucleotides. The record is from the annotation of a GenBank genome assembly. NCBI's taxonomy places the organism in Eukaryota, Bacillariophyta, Bacillariophyceae, Naviculales, Naviculaceae.
AUGCCAUCGACCCAUUCAGCUCUUUCCUCCUCAGCGUUGGUCUUGCUUCGUAACCUGAGUGUAUAUCCCAAAUCGUCCCUCAAUGCGCAUGCACCAGCUUCACAGACAGGUGCAGCGGAACUGAAGAAGAAAGCCAAGCUUUCUACAAACUCAGAUCUGGCUAAGUUGUUGUCGGUAGACAACCAGUGGGAUCCCAGGCACACACCUCUUGUCAAGUCUUUGGAUGAACUGGCCAUCAUGAAUGAGACGUUGAGACAUGUGCAAGAGCUAGACGCCUUGGUGAACGCUGUGAAUAGCAAGAGAAACGAUGGAUAUGCCCCCCACAAUCAUUCCAGGAAGUCUCGCAGCGCUGCUCCCCGACAUCCCCGAGACAAGAAAACCAAACAGAAGAUCAGAUCUGUGGCGGCAUAA